This is a messenger RNA of Erythranthe guttata (spotted monkey flower), 2878 nucleotides long. The record is from RefSeq and is a predicted model, not a curated record. NCBI's taxonomy places the organism in Eukaryota, Viridiplantae, Streptophyta, Magnoliopsida, Lamiales, Phrymaceae.
AAAGUGAAUACAAAUUACAUAGAGUCAAAUCUGCUGCGCUCACCGCUCUCUUUUGCUCCGCCUCUCCAACUGCCGCUCGCAGUGAAGCUUUACUUCCUCUCCUCCACCGCCGGCGAUAAUUUUCAUUCUGUUCUUCUGAUAUUUCCAAAUUUAGAACACCAAUUCGAACUAAAACCUCUUUUAUGGCGUGCUCAUCUCCCAAUUUCCGCCCCUUGCACUCGUAGACCAACUGUUCGAAGAAAUGAUUCUAUGGGUCAAUCCCAUUUUGAGCUCCUUCCCGCCACACUUAACGCAAAUCCCAUCAAAAUCAGCCCAAAUAUCUCACUGUUGUCUCGCCGAUUCGACUGUUCCUGUUAUUUACACCAAAAUCUGUGUGAUUUAUAUGAUUUGCACAAAGAGCUGGUACCGUAUACUGAGGCGUGGUCAUGGCAAAAUGCUAUAGUGAAAGAGAAAAAGGCAUUGAUCGAGAAGAACGAAGACUUAACCGAUUCUUUGAUCAUUCUGCAACACCACCCUGUUUACACAUUGGGCGCUGGCAGUUCGGAAAAAUACUUGAAUUUUGAUGUGAAGAAUGCACCUUUCAAUUUGUAUCGAACCGAACGCGGUGGUGAAGUAACUUAUCAUGGCCCUGGUCAGAUAGUGAUGUACCCUAUUAUGAAUCUUCGGUAUCACAAAAUGGAUCUUCAUUGGUACUUGAGGGCACUUGAGGAGGUGGUUAUUCGUGCUCUGCAUUCGGCAUUUGGUAUUGAAGCUUCACGCGUAGAGGGCUUAACCGGUGUUUGGGUAGGUAAUGCGAAAUUAGCAGCCAUUGGAGUGAAAGUAUCGAAAUGGAUAACAUAUCACGGCUUGGCAUUGAAUGUCACCACAGACAUGACUCCGUUUCAGAACAUAAUUCCAUGCGGGAUUCAGAAUCGCAGAGUCGGAAGCAUAAAGUCUCUGCUCAAAGAAAAUUCUCCAUCUAAACGUUUCACUAUUCUAAUAAAAGUCAUCAUUUUAUUUUCUUAUUUCAUCCCCACCAGUCCACCACUAUGGCACUAUCUCUAUCUUAUUUAUAUAUCUUCAAUCCCACCAACAUUUCCAACAGUUUCAUCAAUGGCUGCUGCUUCUUCUUCUCUGUCAUCUCUUUCUUCCACUUCUUCAACUUAUAAACUACCGCCGCCCGCCACUUCCACCAACCUCAAAGGGCGGCGGCGGCAUUAUUCACUCCCGAUCAUCACAGCCACCGUACCUGAUCAUAAUUCAUACACGGCGGCGGCGGCGGUGGCGCCACCUUAUAAACCAGCCUCCAAUUUGCCAAUCCUGAAGAUCCCCGGAAAUUACGGCCUCCCGUUGAUCGGAGCAUGGAAAGACCGGCAGGACUAUUUCUACAACCAAGGCAAGGAAGAGUUUUUCAAGUCGAGAAUCCAGAGAUACAAUUCAACCGUAUUCCGUACAAACAUGCCGCCGGGGCCUUUUAUUUCGGUCAACCCGAACGUCGUCGUUCUGCUCGACGGGAAGAGUUUCCCGGUCCUCUUCGACACGGAUAAAGUCGAGAAGAAGGAUCUCUUCACCGGCACUUACAUGCCGUCAACCGAGCUCACCGGCGGCUACAGAACCCUCUCCUUUCUCGACCCGUCGGAGCCGAACCACGCCGUUCUGAAGAAGCUCAUGUUCUUCUUGCUCUCGUACCGGCGCGAUCACGUGAUCCCGGAGUUUCGGAACUGCUACGGCGAGCUGUUUCGGAGUUUGGAGGAGGAUAUAUCCGCCAAAGGGAAAGCCGACUUCGGCUCGGCUAACGAGCAAGCCGCGUUCAAUUUCUUGGCCCGGUCUUUCUACGGCGCCGACCCGAACGAGACGAAGCUUGGGCCCGACGGGCCGAAGCUUAUCAGCAAAUGGGUGUUGUUCCAUCUGCACCCGCUGCUGGUUCUUGGUUUGCCGAGACCGAUUGAAGACGGGCUUCUCCACACUUUCUCUCUGCCGCCGUUCUUGAUCAAAAAAGAUUACUGGCGGCUGUACGACUUCUUCUACGAGAGCUCCGGCGCCGUGCUCGACCAGGCGGAGAAGCUCGGCCUGUCACGCGACGAGGCCUGCCACAACCUCGUCUUCACCACCUGCUUCAACUCGUUCGGCGGCAUGAAGAUCCUUUUCCCGAACAUGCUGAAGUGGAUCGGCCGCGCCGGAGCCAAGCUCCACGCCGAACUCGCCGGAGAAAUCCGGUCGGCGCUGGGGUCAGACGGCGGAGGAGCUCCGACCAUGGCGGCGAUGGAGAACAUGCCGCUGAUGAAGUCGGUGGUUUACGAGGCGCUCAGGAUCGAGCCGCCGGUGGCGUCGCAGUACGGGAGGGCGAGACGGGAUUUGGUGGUGGAAUCGCACGAGGCGGCGUUUCGGGUGAAGGAGGGGGAGAUGCUGUACGGGUUUCAGGCGUUUGCGACCCGGGACCCGAAGAUAUUCGACCGGGCGGAUGAGUUUGUGCCGGACCGGUUCGUUGGGGCCGAGGGGGAGAGGCUCUUGAAGCACGUGGUUUGGUCUAACGGACCGGAGAGUGAGGCGGCGACGGUUGCCAACAAGCAGUGCGCCGGCAAGGAUUUCGUGGUGCUGGCGUCCAGGUUGCUUCUGGUGGAGCUUUUCCGCCGUUACGACUCCUUCGACGUUGAGGUUGCGCCGUCACCGUUAGGCGCCUCCGUUACCGUAACGUCGUUGAAACGUGCUACUUUCUAGACCGGAUAUACUGUUGCUUGCUGGCCUUUUUUUUGUUAUUUUUUUAUUAUUUUGGCCGCCGUGGGUCUCUGAAUUUUGAUUGGCCAGUGAUUUUAUUUAAUAUUCUAUGAUUGUCGGUGUACUAGUCCAAUUAGAUGUGUGUAUAUCUAAUAAAAUAAACUUUUUUUACAAUUUUAAAAAA